AUGCCGCUCAAGAAGAAUCGAAAUGGCAACUCGCUCUCGCACGAGCAGCCCCGAAUGCGAAUCCUGAUCACGAAUGGCCGCUUCCCAGUCUCCCUCGACCUGGCCCGACAGUUCUACUCGGCAGGCCAUACCGUGCACUGCGUCGAUCCGAUGGACUACCACGUCUGCAAAUUCUCAAUCGCUGUGUCACAAAGCAGACAAGUCCCCGCUCCUCAUGACGAUCCUCAAGGAUACAUCCAGGCGGUGAAAGAGUGGACGCUGCAAUGGAAAGUCGACAUGAUCAUCCCGAUACACGAAGAGGUGUUCGUCCUCGCAGGCUGUUCGGAGCCAGAGAUUCUUGAGAGACUCUUCGCGCCGCCAUUUGACCUGCUCGUGAGGCUGCAUCACAAGUAUGGGUUCUCUCAACUCGUGGACGAGAAGGGCUUCGAUGUUCCAGAAGCGUAUCUCUGCAAGAGCAUGGACGAUGUCAUGAAUCUUCCGCUGGACAGAUAUCAACAUGGUAUGGCUCUCAAGCCCUGCUUCGGCCGUGCAGCUUCAGGCCUCUACCACCUGAGACCUGGGGAACCGAUUCCAGAAGACAUUGACAUUGGUCCCCAUAACCACUUCAUCGCGCAGGAAUGGCUGGUUGGAAAUCGCUUUUGCAGCUACAGUAUCGUCCGCUCGGGGCGAGUCGAAGCUACUGGCCUCUAUCCUGUCCUGGAGACCAUCGAUGGUAGCAGUAGCGUCUUCUUCCAGCAACGCUUCCAUGGCCCAAUAUAUGACUACAUCAACAAGUUCGUCGCCUCCUUACCUGGCAAGUGGAGCGGCCAAAUCGCCUUCGAUUUCAUCGAAACACAAGACCGUCUCGUCGCGAUCGAGUGUAAUCCCCGCUCUACAUCCGGCCUCCAUCUUUGGUCGAACACCCCUUUCCUCGCCCGCGCAAUCACAGGCACCCUACCGAAAGAAGAAAUCGAACGCCCCAUUCGGCCUCCGAAAUCCAAGCUCAACCGCGAAUCACACUCCCAAGUGGCAGCCGGAAUGCUCAUGUGGGAGCACAAAACCGCCACGUUGAGGGUCUGGGCGCAACAUAUGAAGAGAUUGGUAGGGACAAGGGACGUGAUCUGGAAGUGGAGAGAUCCGAUGCCUACUGUUGCGCAACCGUUCUUGUUGACGGAAUACUAUCGUGUCAGCAGGCGCACGGGACAACAGUUGCCGGUCAUGUUUCAGGAGCAUUUGAUUUGGAAGCCGAAGGAGGAAGAACAAGAAAAGGUGCAGAAGCUACUGCAGAGUAGUGUUGGUGAUGCAGCGAAGGGGUUGGAGGGAGAGGAGAAGGUUGACAGUGCGCAUGAUCACCGGGAGAGGACGAGUUCGUGGUCUGAUGGGAAGAAUUGA
Lecanosticta acicola is the source of this 1371-nucleotide messenger RNA. NCBI's taxonomy places the organism in Eukaryota, Fungi, Ascomycota, Dothideomycetes, Mycosphaerellales, Mycosphaerellaceae. The record is from the annotation of a GenBank genome assembly.